Messenger RNA from Fusarium musae, 1722 nucleotides. RefSeq lists its product as uncharacterized. The coding region runs from base 1 to 1722 and encodes 573 amino acids. The transcript is spliced from 3 exons. NCBI's taxonomy places the organism in Eukaryota, Fungi, Ascomycota, Sordariomycetes, Hypocreales, Nectriaceae. The record is from RefSeq and is a predicted model, not a curated record.
AUGGUCAAGUCAGGGAUCAUCUCCCUUCUGGGCAGUUUGUCCCUUCCAGUUGUCGCUUUUCGUGAUCUGGAGCAAAUGCCUGAAUCUUGGUGUGUGACCUACCUAUCGACCUACCUCGUCCCCAUUUCAGCUGCCACAAGCUCGCCUGCAGAGAGUUCAUUGCCUGGUAUUGACUCUUCUACGAGCCUGGAUAUCUCCGUCACUCUGAACCCCUCAUCAUCCCUUUCCCUCGCACCAGGUGUUACCUCUUCGAUAGUCACCACAGAAGUCAAGACAGCUCUUCCUUCAUCCACUACAGGCCCUGGCGCCCCUAACGAGGAGAUCGUUUUCCGUGUUGUUCCUGAUACCCCAGACAACAAUCGACUGCGGAGGCGAGCUCUUGGAGGGUUCAUCGGCUCCCCUUCAGAGAUUUGCGACGAUGCAAAUGUGUUCAACUUGGUUGAUGGGCAGCUCUUAGAAGGCAAUGUCCCCAUCUACUUCAACGGAGAGGACUACAAGGUGUUUGGCGGCCAGCAGGGGCCAGUUCCUAGUGGUGCAAUCACCAGAACAUUCUUCCGCGACGGGGAUAUUCUUCGAUUCCAAAGCUCACGAAUCAUUCCGAAUGGUGAGGCCGGCUUCUGUCAAACCCCGUCAGACGGGGUAGUCUAUAUCACCUUUUCUUCGCAACCUGCUGGGUGCAUCGCGGUCCAACUCUCCGCUAUCGGAUUCCAACAGUGUGUAAAUGGAGACGUAACUACAAGCACCGCUGCUACAAGCGAGGGGCAACAGUUCACUUCUGCAUCAUCCCUUGGACCGAUCAUCUCGAUCCCUUCGUCCUCUGACGAACUUCCUCCUGGAGUCUCAACGCUCCAGACAGAGAGCAAUCCUCCGGUUGUAACAACACAGUCAAAUGGGGCUGUAACGACAAAAAAUCCUAUUACACAGUCCAUCCCAUCGAGCACAAUCAGAUGGUCAAAUAUGUCAUCUUCUUUUGAACCACCACCAGAGACCUCAGAAUCCUCCAUCGUUCCCUUCAGCACUUUUCUUUUCACGUCUGAUUCAAGCACCUUCAUAGAUGUAAUUUCCAGCACGAAAAUUGUUGAACCAGAGUCCUCCACAGCCCAAGAGCUCAUCUCGAGCACUGCCGAUCUCCCAGCCUCUGAGAUUGGUACAACAACAGAGGAAGCCAGCACCACAGCAGAAGCCACAACAAGCGCUGCUGAAGAAGCAACGACAGAAACUUCUGAGGUUGAGACUACGAUAAACAUCUCUACGGAGGAGUCAGCCACUAUCUCUACUACCCAGGGAACGACGGAUACUACUACACCUACGGAGGUUUUAACAAGCGAGAGCACAACUGAGCAGAUAUCAAAAACCACUUCACAAGAGACAACAACAGAGAUCACGAGUUCAGAGGAGUCAGCAACGGAGACAACCUCAGAAGAGAUAACAAUAGAAACCACCAUUGAGGAAUCAACAAUAGAAACUACUUUACAGGAGACAACAACAGAAGAGAUAACUUCAGAAACCACCAUUGAGGAAUCAACAAUAGAAACUACUUCACAGGAGACAACAACAGAUACUACCACUGAAGAGUCAACAACCGAGAACCCCACCACCACUUUCACAUCUGCUCUCGACUCAACGACUGAAACCACCACUGAAGCACCCACAACAACCACCACUGCGGCUUCGGAGGAUAUCCAGCACUUUAGAGCAGUGUUCUCAGGCGUGUUUCAAUGA